Molecule: messenger RNA, 1731 nt
Organism: Pollicipes pollicipes
Lineage: Eukaryota; Metazoa; Arthropoda; Thecostraca; Pollicipedomorpha; Pollicipedidae
Product: WD repeat-containing protein 13
Exons: 11
Coding region: 275-1675 (466 amino acids)
Cellular component (GO): nucleus
Molecular function (GO): protein binding; promoter-specific chromatin binding
Source: RefSeq, a predicted model, not a curated record
UCCAAUAUUUGUGCCCCGGAUAUACUGUUCGGAUACGCUGGGUUACGCUGGUGUGAACUAAGGAUGUAUGCCCAUUCCAUAGAUAUUCACGGGUAAAUCUGUCUACUGUUCUGUGUUCAUUCAUGUUAGGUUACUGUGAUCAGCAUAAUAUGGGCAAGGAUGGAGUUUCGGAUCUUCACCGCGUACUGAUUUUCCGUAUUGGAUGUUUCUGGAAUCGUACCCCGCGAAUAGGAAUAAGAUGGCCUGAAACUGCACCUGAGCAACACCAAAGGUUAUGGCAGCCUGGCAGCAGAUCCUAGCCCUGGAUGCCAGAUACAAUGCACUCAGAGUGCCAAGUGAUCCCGGAUUUAGGACUCUGUAUAUUCGUCGUCGCAGUCAACUCCUGAGAGAGGGGGUGAAAGAGGAGUCGGAGCCGACGCUGCGGCGCCAGUACCUGCGCCAGCGGGCGGCACUGCUCACGCAGCGGUACGGCGUGGCGCCCGACCAGAUGUCGGUGCGCUCGCGCAGCGUCAGCACCCAGAGCCACAGCCGCCAGAGCCACAGCCGACACCACUCGGACGUCGAACUGGCGCGCCGCGGAAUGGACUCACCCGCGGCGCCGGGCCGCAGUGCGACCUCCCCCGCCGCCGGCUUGGUGCCGUCCGCCCGCGCCACUGCCUCGCAGGCGAUCGUCGGCGGCGGCUCGCUGGACGACAACUACGCCUUCGCCGGCUUCCUGCACGUCUUUGAUCAGCACCAGCGAGCGGUGACGUGUGUGCGGUUCGCGCACGACGAGCGGUCCCUGCUGGCGUUCGGCUCGCUGGACGGCCGCGUCUCCGUGUGUGACCUGGACGCCGAGGACAAGGUCAAACACCUGCUGACCGGCCACACAGACGGCGUGACCGGUCUGGAGUGGUCCACCUCUAACGACUUCCUGGUGUCGUGUUCACUGGACGCCACGGCGCGGCUGUGGGGCGCCGCCGACGGCCGCUGUCUUCGUGCCGUGGCCGACCCGCACCACUCGCCGCUCGCCUGCGUCGUCUUCCACCCGAUCAACAACAACCUCGUCAUCCUGGGGAACAAGGUGGGCCUGGUGCAGGUGUUGAACGUCUCGUCGGGCCACUACCCGGCCGGCGGCAGCAGCCAGCUGGCGGCGUCGGCCACGGCGCUGGCGGCGCCUCCCACCGGCCCGCUGAUCUGGGCCGGCUGUCAGAAGGGGAUGGUGGUGUCGUUCCGCUGUGACCAGGGCUCGGGCCGGCUGGUCAAGUGCCGGCGCGUGACGGUGUCGGACGGCGCGCCCGUCACCUGUAUCUCCGCCCGCUCGUGGGCCAGCCGCGAGGCCGCCGACAUGUCUCUGCUCGUCAACGCCGCCUGCAACUCGCUCAUGCUGUUCCGGGUGGUGGACCAGGAGGGCGGGCUGCAGCUCAGGCGGCGCUUCAACGUGCGCCACAGCACGCAUGCCAUCAAGUCUUCCUUCUGCCCAAUCAUGUCGUUCCGGCAGGGCGCCUGCGUCGUGUCGGGCAGUGAGGACUGCACGGUGUACCUGUUUGACGUGGAGCGGGAUCUCAAGCCGUGCGUGAACCGGCUGCAGGGCCACUCGGCCGCCGUCCUCGACGUCUGUUUCAACAGGGACGAGUCGCUGCUGGCCACGGCCGACGCCGAGGGCACCGUUAUUGUGUGGAAGCGGCAGCUGUGAUGGCCGCCGGGUAACGCGGGGACGGCCCGGCGUGACGGCGGCGCCACGUGGAAACG